GCAGCAAUGGUGAGCUGGGCUAGCAUCGUUGCUAAUACGUGCUAGCAUAAACACAAACGUCUACUUGACGUUACGCAGACGUGUCCGGGUCGCGGGGUCAGCAGUCUCAGCAAGGAAGCCCAGACUUCCCGGUCCCCAGCCACCUCCUCCAGCUCCACCGGGGGGACACCAAGGCGUUCCCAGGCCAGCUGUGAGACAUAAUCCCUCCAGUAUGUCCUAAGUCUGCCCCGGGGGCUUCUCCCGGCUGGGCAUGCCCGGAACACCUCACCAAGGAGGCGUCUGGGCGGCAUCCCGACUAGAUGCCCGAGCCACCUCAACUGGCUCCUCUCGAUAUGAAGGAGCAGUGGCUCUACUCUGAGCUCCUCCCGGAUGACCGAGCUCCUCACCCUUUCUCUUAGGAUGAGUCCAGCUACCCUACGGAGGAAAGUCAUUUCAGCCGCUUGUAUCCGCGAUCUCGUUCUUUCGGUCACAACCCAAAGCUCAUGACCAUAGGUGAGGGUGGGAACAUAGAUUGAUCGGUAAAUUGAGAGCUUUGCCUUCUGGCUCAGCUCUCUCUUCACCACGACGGUCCGGUACAGCGACCGCAUUACUGCAAACGCUGCCCCGAUUCGUCUAUCGACCUCACACUCCAAUCAAUCCAAGACCCCGAGAUACUUGAACUCCUCCACCUCAGGCAGGACCUCAUUCCCAACCCGGAGGGAGCAAUCCACCCUUUUCCGACUGAGAACAAUGGCCUCGGAUUUGGAGGGGCUGAGUGUCAUCCCAGAAGCUUCACACUCAGAUGCAAGCCACCCCAGUAAACGAUGAAGGUCACAGCUCGUUGAGGCCAUCAGGACCACAUUGUCUGCAAAUAGCAGAGACGAGAUCCUAAGACCACUAAACUGGACUCCCUCGACGCCUUCGCUGCGCCUAGAAAUUCUGUCCAUGAAAAUUAUGAACACAAUCAGUGACAAAGGGCAGCCUUGACGGAGGCCAACGUUCACCGGAAACAGGCUGCCCCGUGCUGCUUGGCCUGCCGAUGCCCAUCAGCUGCUUCAGGAGUCCCACAAGCCAUCCAUGCUUGAUAAGACUCCUUCAUCAGCUUGACGGCAGCCCUAACCUCUGGUUUUCACCAUCGGGUUCGGGGCUUGCCGCCACAACUGGCACCCACCACCUUGCGGCCGCAGCUCCGAUCGGCUGCCUCAGCAAUGGAGGCACGGAAUACAGCCCAUUUGGACUCAAUAUCCUCAUUCUCCCCCGGGAUGCAGGCAAAGCUCUGCCAGAGGUGAGAGUUGAAGACUCGAUGAACAGGAGACUCUGCCAAACGUUCCCGGCAAACCCUCACUACACGUUUGGGCCUCCCAGGUCUGUCCGGCAUCCUCCCCCACCAUCUAAUCCAACUCAUCACAGGGUGGUGAUCAGUUGACAGCUUAGACCCUCUCUUCACCUGCGUGUCCAGAACAUGCGGACGCAGGUCUGAUGAUACGACUACAAAGUCGAUCAUAGACCUGCGGCCAAGGAUGUCCUGAUGCCAUGUGUCCUUGUGGACAUCCUUAUGUUUGAACAUGGUGUUUGUGAUGGACAAACUGAGGUUCGCACAGAAGUCCAACAACAUCACACCACACGGGUUCAGAUUGGGCAGGCCGUUCCUCCCAAUCACGCCCCUCCAGGUCACACUGUCAUUGCCCACAUGGGCGUGAAGUCUCCCAGUAAAACGACGGAGUCACCAGUUGGGGUGCUCUCCAGCACCCCUCUGAUGGACUCUAAGAAGGCUGCGUACUCUGAACUGCCGUUCGACGUGUACGCACAAACAACAGUCAGGACCCUUUCCCCAAUCCAAAGGUGGCCCGGCCGGGUCCCACUGGUGAGGACUGGCCCACUGGCCUGCGAACCCCCCCACCAUAAGGUCUUCUGAAUCACUCUUGGUCUGGUCCGUCACCUAGGACCUGUUUACCUUGGGAGACCCUACCAGGGGCAUAUACUGUACUGUAGCACCAGACAACAUUGCACCUAGGAUCACUCGGGCACACAAACCCCUCCACCACGAUAAGGUGGUGAUUCACGGAGGAGAUAAAUCAAUGAUGUGUAACUGAAACAAUAAAAGAUGUUCAAAUUUAAUAUUAAAUAUAUAUUAUUAUAGAGUAUUAAAGUAUAUACAUACUGGGGUAUUUAUUUACUCAACUGCAGAGAAAGCCAGGUGUAUUGGGGGUUAGGAGGAAGGCGGAAAAGCUUUUAUUUGUACACAUGCAUUUUUAUGGUCAUAUUAAAUUAUGUUCUACUGUAUAUAUUGUUCUUUUCCCCUAACCCUAACCAAAUAAUAUUACUUAAAAAUAAAAUAAAAUAAAAUAUUAAAAAAAUAUAUAUCAUAUGUACCGCAAUAUAAUAUGUAUUAUAAUUAUUAGUACAUAUUAUGGGAUGGAGGCUUUAUUUGUACAAAAGCUUAAAAUGAUAAUGAUAAAAUGAUAUCCCCUAUGUUUUUCCUUCCCCCCCACAAAUAAUGAAUACAAUUUAAUUAACUUAUCUAUAUUACCAUAUCAUUUGUCUUACAUGUUUUUUAAUGAUUCCGUACAAAAGUUCAUAAUAUUCUGUAUUACAUUGUAUUAUUUUCCCACAAAUAAUGUACAGUGUUACAAAUAAAACAAUUGUGUUGCAACUGAUUUUUGAAAUAUAUUUUUUGUACUUGACCGUGACCAUUUUAACCGUUUUUUUGUCGUAGUAGUACACUGUGAUGUUGCAUUAUCGCACCUAAUAACAAUGUAGGUGAAUGAAGCAUCCAGCACUCAUCCAUUCACUAUCUGCUUUUUUUCUUGCUUGCUUUUUACUCUGGUGCACGGUGAAAACCGUGCGUGGACCAACCCACUAAGGGAUGCCACGCACGCAUGUCAUUCACACUGUGUGAAUGCUUUCCUUCUUUUUUGUUUGUGAAAGGCUGCAUCUUUCGUGAAGCCUUUUAUCGGUGACUCACUGCAGCCUGAAUGUGUGCGGUGCGUCUCCUCUACCUCCUCCUCCUCCUAAAAAAAAAAAGAAGAGAGAGAAAAUCUUGCAGGAGGGCGUGUCUGCAUGUCAUCGAGACUGCUUUUCCAUAUUCAUGUCAGGGCUUCAGCCUCAUCUCACGGACACGGAUGCGCAAACUGCAACGCGCCUUAACAGGACCUGUAAAGCGGUGCUCAUAUCUCCCCCAACCUAAGGAGAGUGCAUAUUUGGAUUACAACAACAAGACUCCAGCAUGGGAUCCAACCCAAAACGGACAGUGACAGUCCAGAUGGUGCCUCAGGUGCCUGUGGUGGACCCGCUCACUAAUAAGGAGUCCAACGCCAACUGGGUAAAGGAACCCGACUUGAAACUCUCCCAGGAUUGCCAGAAACCUGGACGCACGACACCAGAACACAAUCAGGGUCAGAUCCCCAAAACGGGAACUGAGGAAACGCCAGUCCAACCCACAGAUGGAACCCUUAAGAUGACUGCAGACUUGUCGGCUCAGGGUUUGGUUGAGGCGGGAGGCCAGGUGAGGGAUGCUAACGCCAAUAUUAGCAACCUAUUAAGCCUGGCUGAUGAAAGGGUCGUAUGUAAGAGCCCCAUUUCUCCAUUAACCAUUACUGGGAAGACGUCGCAUGAGGACAAGCCGGUGGUCACAACCUCGCCCCGGAAUAGCUCAACAAAACUUGACGAGUCAAGACACCUUACACUUGAAGGGAACCUGGAUAAAGAAAGCACAUCAACUUCAGAGAUUCCAAAGGAGACCAAUCACAAACGAAGGCGCUCCGUUUCUCAAGAGUUGCCCGAGCUCAACUCGAAUUCCCCUUCGACUCAUCGUCAAGAGGUGUCUGUGGACAAACAUCAGCCAGCGGCCUCCCAGAUGGAACCCUCACAGCAUGUCGAUACAGCUGUCGCACAACAGCAGGUCGAACCUCUGAGGAAGCUCUAUAAGGAGGCCUCGACCAUGACCUCCUCGCUGUCAGCCACCCCGGUCAAGCAGGGUAAAGAUGCAGAAGUCCAGGCAGUCGCUAGCACCAGCAGCAAGGCUGUUUCCACCAGCCCAAGCCUGCUGCCCUUCAUGCCGAAUGCCGGCGCCCUCGAGGAGGUGCAGAGCCUCGCCGUCAUCUACCAGACCGAUGGGAGUUUAGGAUUCCAUCAGAUGGGGCCGCCGCAGGUGAAUACACUUCCAGCUUCUGCAGAUCUGCGAUCGGAGAGGCUGACCGUUGAGGCAGAAAUGUGCCCCACCAGGAAUGACGCAAAGCUAGGGGCAAAACCUAAAGAAACCACCUCAUCCCAACUCCAGCCUGUUUAUCAAAUCAACAUCGAGCAUGGCAACUGGAAGGAGAUGGAGACAAAAAAUGUAACAAAAAAGGUUACUUCAGGACCAUCUCCAACAAUGGCUGUCCCUAGCAAGCCUGGAUAUGUUCACAAGGCCAUCACAGCCCAGACUGACCUGGCGCUGCAAAUGUCUACAUCAACAAAUAUGUCAUCCAAGUCAACAGAAACAAAAGGUACGAGUCCUCAAGAAAAUUUGAAAGGUAAAGACUUGACAAAGGGGCCAGAUUCCGGCAAGCAAAAGGAGGCCGAAGCAGAGAGAAGCGACGAGGAGGACGACGAUCAGAAGCAGAAGGGAAAGAGCGUCCAUGACGUUGUUUGGGAUGAGCAGGGGAUGACAUGGGAGGUCUAUGGUGCAUCUGUGGAUCCGGAGUCCUUGGGUUUCGCCAUCCAGAGCCACCUGCAGUGCAAAAUCAAGGAGCAGGAGAGGAAACUGAUUGCUCAAACCUCCUUCCGCAAGUCCAUCACCGGCCUGGACUCACCACGCGGCGGCAAGAAGAGCAAGCGGCGGCAGCACAACCUGUUCAGGUCUAUGCUGCAGAACGUGCGGCGCCCGAACUGCUGCAUGCGCCCCCCUCCUUCCUCCAUCCAUGAUUAGAGGCUGAGCCAAUGUCAGACUCCCCCACACCCCCACUCUGUCCCCCGUCCCACUCUUAGAGGUCAAGGUAUUGUCCUCCGCUGGUCACCACUGCAAUGCCACGUUGAAGCCGUACACGGGACGGCGCUCCUGUGAGUAUCUUGGAAUGUUUGUAGGCUAGAGUCGUGACAUUUGUGAUCAAAGGAGAUCCAUCGCGAUGAAGUAAAAAGUAUUAAAUGAACAACUACUUUUAUAGAAAUGGGUAUUUAAAAGAAGAGUUUUUAAAUAACAAAGGCAAUAAUAAUAAUAGAAAAAAGCAUGUAUAUUAGUCGCAAUGUACGAAAAGAACUGCAUUAAAAAGGUAGUGGAUACUGGCGGGUUAUGAUUUGCUGUCAAACUACGUGUGCAAAUACAUGAAACCAAGAUCACAUUGGAUGUUUUUGAUGCAUUUGGGGGGAACUGUAUUUAUAAGAGCCCCACCCCUUAAUUUCUAGUUAGCACAGUCAAGCAAAAAACAACAAAACUGUGUAUGCAUACACAUACUGUUACUUUUUGGUUUUCUAUUAAAAGACGAAAAAACACAAGUCGAGCGUCUGUGUAGGCUCUCAGUCGUACAGGAGUUGUCCAUCGAGGAAAAGGCUUCUUGAGACGUC
Dunckerocampus dactyliophorus (ringed pipefish) is the source of this 5520-nucleotide messenger RNA. It is a transcript of the gene gprin3b, whose product is annotated as GPRIN family member 3b. NCBI's taxonomy places the organism in Eukaryota, Metazoa, Chordata, Actinopteri, Syngnathiformes, Syngnathidae. The coding region runs from base 3206 to 4888 and encodes 560 amino acids. The record is from RefSeq and is a predicted model, not a curated record. Gene Ontology annotation, biological process: neuron projection development. Gene Ontology annotation, cellular component: plasma membrane. The transcript is spliced from 3 exons.